AUGAAUAUCAGUAACACCACUGCCAUACCAAAUACAACUAACUCAAAUUCGAAUAUCUUCACUUUUAUGGGCUAUUAUUGCCUAUUAAUAGUCAUACUCGGUACAAUAUUCAAUCUCUGCCCAUUCGCUGUCCUGUUUCGAUCAGUGUUUCGGAAUACCCAGGCUCGUCCAAUGAUCCACUAUAUGCGUGCAAUAGCAAUCAUCGAUUUUCUUGGUCUGUACGGAUGGACUCUCGAUACUUAUUUCAAUAUGAUCUAUGGAUUUACACUGAAAAAUUCGUAUACAGUUGCAUCGUGUAAAUUCUCUAUGUUUUUCAACUAUUGGACACUGCAGAUCUCGGCAUGGCUGCAUGUUUUUGUUUGUUUUGAUCGAUAUUUGUUUAUGAGUCGAAUACAACCAAAUACAUGGUUCAAUCGAUCAAAAAGCGUCCUGAUCAUCAUUGGUUGUAUCGUCGGAAUCNUUUUCAUGUAG
Messenger RNA from Adineta ricciae, 471 nucleotides. The record is from the annotation of a GenBank genome assembly. NCBI's taxonomy places the organism in Eukaryota, Metazoa, Rotifera, Eurotatoria, Adinetida, Adinetidae.